Messenger RNA from Nanorana parkeri, 1245 nucleotides. Its product is annotated as acyl-coenzyme A amino acid N-acyltransferase 1-like. The record is from RefSeq and is a predicted model, not a curated record. Gene Ontology annotation, biological process: acyl-CoA metabolic process; fatty acid metabolic process. Gene Ontology annotation, molecular function: fatty acyl-CoA hydrolase activity. NCBI's taxonomy places the organism in Eukaryota, Metazoa, Chordata, Amphibia, Anura, Dicroglossidae. The transcript is spliced from 3 exons. The coding region runs from base 1 to 1245 and encodes 414 amino acids.
AUGGUGAAUCUUCAGGUUACCCCUGAAACUGGUCUGGCAGAUGAACAUGUGCACAUUAAAGCUUUAGGACUGAAACCCCAUCAACUGACAACUAUUCGUUUAACACUUCAUGAUGAUAUUGGAAACAUCUUCCAGUCACGAGCAUUUUACAAAGCUGAUGGAGAAGGGCAAAUCGACCUGGAUAGCAAUCCAGCUCUUGGAGGAAACUAUGAAGGAGUAUAUCCAAUGGGACUGUUAUGGUCAUUGAAGCCUCAAAAACCAUUUCAGCGACCUGUUAAACGACAUGUGAAAGCUAGCCCAUUUCUGUACACGGUGGAUCUUUUUACAUUUAUAUCACUAGGGUUAAGCGCUGAGCCACAGCCCACUUGCAGUGCUACAUUUAAUAGAUGGCACAUAGCUGCUGAUGUACAAAGGACCCAGAUCCAUGAAGGGCGAGUUCGAGGUACUAUUUUUUCUCCUACUGGAGAGGGGGCAUAUCCUGGUAUCAUCGAUAUGUUUGGUGGAGGAGGUGGCCUUGCCGAAUACCGAGCUAGUCUUCUUGCCAGUCGUGGGUUUGUGGUUUUUGCUCUGGCUUAUUUUGGUUAUGAGGAUCUUCCACGUUCAUUCCAAAAACUAGAAUUAGAAUAUUUUGAAGAAGCCACAGAUCUGCUUCUGAAACAUCCAAAGGUUGCUGGACCUCAACUCGGAGUUCUCGGAGUCUCAAAAGGUGCAGAAAUUGCCCUUUUGCUGGCUUCAUACCUACCAAAAAUUGGCGCUACUGUCAGUAUUAACGGUACUUCUAAUGUAUAUGGUAGCACAAUUUACCAUAAAGGUAAGGUUAUCAUUGAUGGAACACCCUACAAACAAGAGAAGAUGGUGAUCACUAAGGAAGGAUUUAUGAGCACUAUUGGUUUGUACGAGCCACGUGCUGAUUCACUUAUCCUUGUAGAAAGAGCUGCUGGAGAAAUACUUUUCUUAGCUGGCGGUGCUGAUCAAUAUUACAAUAGUCAAAAGUUUGCUCUAUUCCCUUUCUAUAGAUUGAAGAGAAAUGCUAAAACCAAAAGCAAGAUGAUAACAUAUCCAGGUGCUGGCCAUCUGAUUGAACCCCCUGGAUUCCCUUUUGCCUAUGCCUCACAUCUCCGUGGACAAAACAUGCCUCUGUUGUAUGGAGGAGAGAUGAUCCCUCACUGCCAAGCAGAAGAAUCGAUUUGGAAAGAAAUUCAAGCUUUUUUCCGGGAGCACCUGGGGCUUUCUAGUAAUUUGUGA